UGUAUUUUGUGACAGUGACAGUCAACGUCAACGCAGUUAGUAUUUCAAAAUUUAAAUAUGAGUUCCAAUGAAAUUCUACAUGAAGGUUCCUAUGUAAGCCCAGAGUUCCUUACUAUGCCAGCAAAAAAUUCAAAAUUGUUGUCCUCCACGUUAUGGCUAGUUUCCUCGAUGUAUUCGGCUGCAAAAUUAGAUUUUUCUUCCAAUAUGGCAGGCGUAUCCAUUGGUUUCAAUCUCCAAGAUGUCCUGUUAAUAAUCCUCACAGCCUGGAUGUUGAAUAAAGGAUUGGCGACCAGAAACGUUGCAUUGAUAUUUCCAUGGGUAAUUGCAGCUACAUAUGGUUUGUAUUACAAUCAUUAUAAAAGUUUAGUAAGGAUGACUUCAACUUUAAAACCCAUUAAACAUGCUACACCUAUACCAUGGAUUGCUCUGUUCGUCACCUCAAUGGGUCUGGUGUUGAAGGCUAUUCUCAUAUUUAGGAUUUUGCAGUUAUCAGCCAAUUUGUGGUACAGAAAAAAAUUGGAAAAUGAAUUAUAUCAACCAUAAAUAUCAUUUAUAUUUGACAAAA
Molecule: messenger RNA, 565 nt
Organism: Diabrotica virgifera virgifera (western corn rootworm)
Lineage: Eukaryota; Metazoa; Arthropoda; Insecta; Coleoptera; Chrysomelidae
Exons: 1
Coding region: 58-543 (161 amino acids)
Source: RefSeq, a predicted model, not a curated record